GGAAAUCCUAUUCUCAGUUUUCAUAAUUGGAGCUCGGGGGAGGGUGGGUAAUUCCAAGCCAAAAAAAAAAAUUCAUUACACCGUAGCCCGCGAAUGGAAGUGUAGGAUUUCAGCUUGAAAAAUUCGGUAGCAGCGAAUGCAUUGGCACUGUAAGCCUUGGUACGAGGUUAUAUCGUUUUUGAACUGGAGGGGGAUUACUUUUCUCAGUCGGUCACCAGCAUUAAUGAGGCUGUGCGUAUUGGAUGAGAUGGCGUUUUUGGGGUUACUCAAGGAUUCACUGGGGGAUUUUACUAUAUAGGAUCGUCUAAGAGAAUCUCAUCAUGACAGGCCAUGCAACGAAAACGUCGCUAUCGCAGUGCCGUAAAAAAAAACUUCUCGCUGCCAAGACCAUCAUCUGUUUGUUUUUGUUCUUGCCCAGGAUUCCAAACAGAGAUUUUUUCUCCGGGCUCUCACUACAUCCACUACAUCAUCAGGGAUAUUUGAGCUGCCUUGACGGCCGUACUGUCGAAUCGGAUUACCGCCAGAAACGACAUGUCCUCAGGAGGAAUAUUCAAAACACCUCUCACGAGCAGCGAGAUCGCCAUCAACACACCACCCAUGGCUUCCAAAGAACAGAAACCUGUUAAUCCACACAAGAUUUUCACCAGGAAAUGCAACAUCAUUCUUGGUCUGAUCGCGCUCUUUCUCCUGGCAAUAGCCUUGGCUCUGGGUCUGACAUUCGGUCUACGACAUCACCAUUCCUCCCCUCCAGCAUCCACUCCUACUACUACACCAUCGAACCCGUACCCUCCUACCAACGCCUCAUAUUGGACCCCAAAUCUCAACGCUUCCAAUACAUGGAACAUCGAGUUAUUAGCGGCGCUCGAUCCCGCCAACAUCUAUGCGAAUACAACAAUCUAUGACAUCGAUCUCUUCCUUGCGGCCAAUACCACCCCCCCUAUAAUCCGUACCUUACAUUCGCAAUCCCACAAAGUAAUUUGUUAUUUUUCAGCCGGCACCAUCGAAACAUACCGUCCUGACACGAAUCGCUUCCUUCCUUCCGAUUAUGGCAAGCAGCUUCCCGACUGGCCAAACGAAUAUUGGGCUAACAUUUCCUCACCAAAUGUGCGAUCCAUCAUGCAAACACGCUUGGAUUUGGCGGUCAAUCAAUCAUGCGAUGCGGUCGAUCCCGACAACGUUGAUGGGUAUUCCAAUGACAACGGGCUCAAACUAACAGAAGAUGACUCUAUUGAUUAUAUGCAGUGGUUGGCGGCUGAGGCCCAUGGACGGGGUUUAGGGAUUGGUCUGAAGAAUGCUGGCGAGAUUAUCGAUCGUGUAUUGGACAACGUGCAGUUUGCUGUCAACGAGCAGUGCGUGCAGUACCAGGAGUGUGACACCUGGCAGGCAUUCAUUGACAAUGGUAAGCCCGUAUUCAAUAUCGAGUACCCAAAAGAUGCACCGAAGGUUAGUGAAGCGGAAAAAACAAGAGUUUGUGAUGGCUCAGACAUACAUGCGGAUGGCUUUUUCACCAUCAUCAAAAAGAUGGAGCUGGAUGACUGGGUAGAGCGCUGCUGAUUCGAUCUUGGCGUUGCAAAUAUUCAGAGAGGUGGAUUUUAAAGUGGAGUGUAAUAUUUUAGCCUGAAUAGAAUACGAUCUGGCUGAAAAAAAUCGUGUACCAAUGAAGCUUCCCACAUGCUUGCUUGUAGCUAUUUAAAUCCCAUGCAUGCUUAACUUAAGCAUAUUGACUAGAAAAAAAAAAGAUUACUUGUUUUCAAACAAGUAGCAGGAAUUUCAUGACA
Botrytis cinerea B05.10 is the source of this 1778-nucleotide messenger RNA. RefSeq lists its product as hypothetical. NCBI's taxonomy places the organism in Eukaryota, Fungi, Ascomycota, Leotiomycetes, Helotiales, Sclerotiniaceae. The transcript has a single exon. The record is from RefSeq and is a predicted model, not a curated record. The coding region runs from base 532 to 1554 and encodes 340 amino acids.